Pogona vitticeps (central bearded dragon) is the source of this 13639-nucleotide messenger RNA. RefSeq names its product potassium voltage-gated channel subfamily A member 2 (gene KCNA2). The record is from RefSeq and is a predicted model, not a curated record. Gene Ontology annotation, molecular function: protein binding; delayed rectifier potassium channel activity. Gene Ontology annotation, cellular component: dendrite; axon terminus; juxtaparanode region of axon. Gene Ontology annotation, biological process: potassium ion transmembrane transport; protein homooligomerization; action potential. Lineage: Eukaryota; Metazoa; Chordata; Lepidosauria; Squamata; Agamidae.
CAGGGUUGUACUAUUUUUCUAAAGCAUAAGGAAAAGGGAGGCAAGGAGUCAAGCAAUAGAGAGGAAAGCCAGUGAAAACAGCACCUGGGGCAAAGCCUGGAGAGAUGGUAAUGGUGCUGGGCUUCAAGAAGGAUAACAGGUCUGGUGCAUGCAAAAAUCUCUGUCUUAAGGACUGAGCGUAAAAGAUGGUAUUUCAUUCCUCUCCCCUCCCACAGUUCUUCAAUCCUGACUGUGAGUGGGGAAGGAAGGCGGCUCUCUGCUGCUGAGGAUAGGAUGCCAGGGAGCCUCUCUUGGGGAGGAAAAAAAGAACCCUUCGGUUGGGCUUAGCAACGACAAGAAGAGAGAGCAGUCACCCCAGAGAAGAGCGCUCCAUUCCCUCCCGUGGCUCUCAGAAUGAGCUGAGCAUCCACUCAGACCAAGCCAGAAGCUGGACAGUGGAGCAAUGCAGCAUUGUCCUCCUCAGGAUCUGGGCAUCUCAGGGGAGAUUGCUGGCUGAGCCCUAAAGCUCUUGGACACAUGGGGGACUCUUCAGGGGCUUAGGGACCGACCCUUUUCAUGAUUAUGUUGUGCAUGCCGAAUGAAGUACAGGGCUUCUUUGAUGUGGACCUGGCCGCAGCUGGGUGAGCUGUGUGUGGCAGAAAGAGCAUGAUGCGCCGUUGCUUUUGCUGAGAAGAGAAGACCAGGAGAGAGAAGCCACACUGCAGAGGACCUUGCAGCAGUCAGGCUGCGUGAACGACACAAAUGGCGAACGCUGGACAGCCUUUUUAAAAUUUCUUCUUCACAUUUUUAUGAGUCCCUUCCAAGCUCAUGGGCACACCUUUCCAGUGGACAGUAGACUCCCUGUGACAUUUACCUCGCCACCAGACAUUAAAGAGAAGUUUAUAUUAAAAUCCUAAAUAUGACCGUUGCUACUGGAGACCCCACAGAUGAAGCAGCAGCUUUGCCCGGUCACCCUCAGGACACCUAUAACCCAGAAACUGACCAUGAAUGUUGUGAGAGGGUGGUCAUUAACAUCUCAGGACUACGGUUUGAAACACAGCUUAAGACACUUGCUCAGUUUCCAGAUACCUUGUUGGGAGACCCUAAAAAAAGAAUGAGAUAUUUUGAUCCUCUCCGGAAUGAGUAUUUCUUUGACCGAAACAGACCCAGCUUUGAUGCUAUUUUGUAUUACUACCAGUCUGGUGGUCGGUUAAGACGGCCUGUCAAUGUGCCCUUGGACAUAUUCUCAGAAGAGAUAAGGUUCUAUGAACUUGGAGAAGAAGCUAUGGAGAUGUUCCGGGAGGAUGAAGGUUAUAUCAAGGAAGAGGAACGGCCUUUACCAGAGAAUGAAUUUCAGAGACAAGUGUGGCUGCUCUUUGAGUACCCGGAAAGCUCUGGACCUGCCAGGAUUAUAGCAAUUGUCUCUGUCAUGGUCAUUUUGAUCUCAAUUGUAAGCUUCUGCUUGGAAACUUUGCCUGUGUUCCGGGAUGAGAAUGAAGACAUGCAUGGGAGCAGUAGUAAUCCAAGCCCUUAUUCUAAUAACACAUUGGGGUCUCAGCAACAAACAUCUUUUACAGACCCCUUCUUUAUAGUUGAGACACUCUGCAUCAUUUGGUUCUCCUUUGAAUUCUUGGUGAGAUUCUUUGCCUGUCCCAGCAAAGCUGGAUUUUUUACUAACAUCAUGAAUAUUAUUGACAUUGUAGCCAUCAUUCCCUACUUCAUCACCCUUGGAACAGAACUGGCUGAGAAACCAGAAGAUGGUCAGCAAGGCCAACAGGCAAUGUCCCUUGCCAUCCUGCGAGUGAUACGUCUGGUGAGGGUCUUCAGGAUCUUCAAACUCUCCAGACACUCCAAGGGGUUGCAAAUCUUGGGACAAACCCUUAAGGCCAGCAUGAGGGAGCUAGGCCUUUUGAUAUUUUUCCUUUUCAUUGGUGUCAUCCUGUUCUCCAGUGCUGUCUACUUUGCAGAGGCUGAUGAGAGUGAAUCUCAGUUCCCCAGCAUCCCUGAUGCUUUUUGGUGGGCUGUGGUUUCCAUGACAACAGUUGGCUAUGGAGACAUGGUCCCCACCACCAUAGGUGGGAAAAUAGUUGGCUCCUUGUGUGCCAUUGCAGGUGUAUUAACAAUUGCCUUACCAGUGCCGGUUAUAGUGUCCAAUUUCAACUACUUCUAUCACCGUGAGACAGAGGGAGAGGAGCAAGCUCAAUACUUGCAAGUCACCAGCUGCCCAAAGAUCCCUUCUUCCCCUGACCUAAAGAAAAGCAGAAGUGCCUCCACUAUUAGUAAGUCUGAUUAUAUGGAGAUACAAGAAGGUGUGAAUAAUAGCAAUGAGGACUUUAGAGAGGAGAACUUGAAAACAGCCAAUUGCACCCUAGCUAACACAAACUAUGUUAAUAUAACCAAAAUGCUAACUGAUGUGUAGCUAUCAGGGUGGGGGAGGGGGGAAAGAACCCUAAUAACAUAUAUAAAACCAGUGGAACAAUUGCAGAUGUUGCAUAAUACCUUGCAUUGUAGUUAAUACAAUAUGUUCUACAACAUGUAUUGGUUCUGCAUGGGAGGCAAUAGUUGUGUAAGUGACUCUUUUUCACAUUUGAUGCUCAAAAGCUUUCAUACAAUAUCUUUUUCCAUCAUGGAUUUCUGAGUAUAUGGAGCAUUCAAGGCAAAACUAUGUCACAAUAUCAAAUGAAAGACACUGGAGAAAAACAAAAGCAACCAUCUCCCCAUGUAAACAACAGUAACUAACAAAUGCCAAAAAGAUAUGUCAUUUUAAUAUAGAACUCAACCCAUGCAAAAAUAUAUCCCAAGGAAAUAGUAUGCAGCCAUACAUCUAGCUUUCAAGCUCCUGGAAUUAUACAAAAGGUCAUGCAUAGUUUAAUUAAUGGAACAUCCGUCCAAAUUACUUUAAGGUUCAGAUUUCCAGAUCAGGAAUGCCAAAGGGAGAAUAUACCAUGCAGGGUCAUGCUUCUGAACCAAAAAUGCUGCAUUGGAUUCAUCCACUGCAGCAUGUCAGUGUGAGGCUUGCGGGAGGCACUGUUUAGUAGGACAUUUUCUGUUGCUUUGGUAGAGAUACAUCAAGAGCCUGGAGACUUUUUUUAAAAAAUAAUAAUAACACAUGUGUUUUUGCUGGUUUGGGGGUCACCAACAUAUACAGAACUGAAAAGCAUUUUGUGUCAAAUGCUAGAGCAAGUAAGCUAUGGCCUAGAAUAUAUCUUAUACUGCAGUGCAAUUUAACCAGUAUUACAAUACUGCUGCAUGGAUAUUUGUUGCAUGGAUCUUAAUAUUUAAUACAAAAAUAUAUCUAUUUUCUUAAGUAGACUAUAGAGUGUACUUGUUUAUAAUGUUCCUAGAUUCUCCAAUGGCUUGAAGGAGAUUCAUAGACAUAUAAGAGGGAUAAAAAACAAUGGGCUGAGAAGAGAUAUAUGCUGACCACAAAUUUGAUAAGUGAGGCAAAAUGUCCCAAGUGUUUGCUUGCAUGAAUGUGCAAGCCAAGGAAGGUAAUAUGAAGAGUACACACCUGUCUUCUGAAUGUAGGGAGCAAGUGGCGAUUAAUGGAUUAGUGGCAUUAGAUGCAGAGAUGUACAGCUGACCAAAGACAAUGAACUGUUCAGUCAUAUUUGUAGUUAAAGGACCCCUGGAUUACAGUGUUAUGCAAAUGUUAAGCAACCAUUUGAUAUAUGAAUGCAGAACCCACAGAAGUGUGGACUGUUAGACAUUCAUGGCUAACAUACAAAGGUAUAGAAUAUCAAUGACUUCAUCUGAAGUAUAUUGUCCUGCAACAGAUCUGGCUUAAAAUGUUCAAUGCAUCUUCCAGAAGUACAUGGAUUUAUGCAAUAAUGCUAGCCCAAGGCCAUUUAUUCAAGUAUGGGUAUGUUUAUCCCUUGAAAAUGGGUCUUUGGCUGCACCAGUUGAGUGGUUAUGUGAAGACUUGCAUUGCAUGGCUUAGUUAAGGGUCCAAUUGGGAUGUUGUCCUGCUGUGGCAUCAAUGUUCUUCAGCUCAGAGGGAAAAAGAACCCACAUCUCCUCUUAGAUUAGAUAUGGACAACUUGCACUUCUCUGUAUAUUAUGGGGCUGCAACUCCCAUUAUCUCUCACUAUCAGCUGUGCUGACUAGGGAUUAAAGAUGCUGCAGUCUGGCAACAUCUGAAGGCCCACCUAGCAACUACUGCCGUAGACAAUAACUCUCUUGGAAGCAGUGCCAAAUUGUUAUAUGAUCGCAGAAUGUGCUUUGGGUAAAGGAGGCAAAAACAUUUCUUCAUGGAUUUCAUAAACUGGCAUCCUAGACCUAUGCCCUGUUGCUGUUUCCCCUUCAGCUCUCAUAAAGUAGGACAACAGUACUUUAUUCAAAGCUCAUUCUGCUACCAACAUCCCAAGAAAGUUGCAUUUGGAAGCAACAGGAGGAUGAAUGUGAGUAAGUCCUCUUCUUCUCAUCAAUUUUCCAUUCUAUAGUAGCCCAGUCAUUAUGUAGCAUGUAUUAUUUACACGUGAUGCUAGCCCUGCCCCAUUGUGUCACACUUUCAGCCCAGGACAGGGGAAGGCUUCUGUAUUCAUGCAGAUUCUCCUUGUGAGCCAGAAUCCUGUUUUUCCCCCCAUUGUUCUGGUUCAUGUUGGGAGCCUAGAUGAAUAGUGUGGCCUCCUCUUCUUCAAACAGUUUUAUAUACUGAAAGUGGUGGUGGAAUGUGCCCAAUGCACUCCCCUCCUUGCAUGGGGAGAGCAUGCUCUAAGAACAAGAAGAUCAGGUUAACAUCACGUGUGGAAUAAUAGAUUUGGUUCAGAGGCAGUUAUGCGGAUUCCUCACAGCUCCAAAACCUGAGCUGUCAGACAUUAUUUCAACUGCUUGGCAGGAUCCAGAAUAUGUUGUCUGUGACUAGGAAGUCUCCAUUCAUGAAAGAAACUCUGCCCAAUUUGGAGAUGAUCCUUCCUUUUCCUCUGAACCCUGCUCAUCCCAAUCCCCAUGGUCCCCCAAACCCCAUGUGGCAUUUUCAGGGGGUUGGAGGGCCUGCCAUGGGAAAGAAGAGGCAAGGAAAUCCUAAAUCUGAAUCCAGCUGGCUAUGUUUAUUUUAAAUUGCAUAUACGAUACAUAGAGUACAGAAUAAUAAGCAGUCCUUGAAACUGACCCUACUCAAAACAUUGCAAAGGGAACACAACUCAAGACCCCAACAAGAUAUGCCAACUGAAUCUUGCAGCUGGUAUCCUUCUACUGAGUGUGGAUCAACAGUGAUGAAUGCAUGCUGAAGGCCAGUUCACAAACCAAAUGUAUGUGCUGAGAAUGAGACCAAGUGGAUGAGUGCAAAGUUGGCCACAAGGUAAAGUGGAUGCAUAGGCACUUCACAAUGAAGCUAACUUGCACUAUAAAAUCUAACUACUGACUGCACCACAAUUAAUCCACUUCCAACAACUUUGCAUAGAGCAAUAUAAGUUGAACUGCAAGCUGGGUGUAAAGUGAAGUAAUCACUAAGCUGCUUCUACCACAUGCUAAACUCAGCACAAAUCCACUCAAAGUAGCAUUUUUAGCAAGCUGUCCCCUGUGUUGGUGCCAAAGGGGAAACAUAUAUCACAAAAAUUGCAGUCUAUUUACAAGUUUUGAAUUAUACAAAACUAAUGCUAUCCAUUGUUUGUUUUCAUUCCAUGUGCUGUGCAGGGAAACUGAGUCAUCAGUUGGAAUUUGAAAGCUGUAAAGUUAAAAAUUCCUCUGAAAAACUGAUGUUAGAUUAUCAUGAUAACAUUUAGGCCAGUUGCAGAUUUUUUUAAACCAGAGCCCACCCACACCAAAGAAAGGUCCUAUCUAAGGCCAGAGACAGACAUUAAAGAUAAACCAUGACUGGAAGGAUAUACUGUAGUUAACUAAUGAAAGUGAGUGUCAGUAGCACAAACUUGGAGAUUAUGCAAAUUAGCUUCCUUUGUUUAGUGAUUGGUGUUUGGGCAUCUAAGCAUGUGAUUCCUCUGAAGUUGUGAAUUCACAAACACAGAAAGGCUGCCUCAUUAUCAUGCUAAUUUCUCUCAUGUCUGUUUCUGGCCUAAAUCUUCUGAUAGCCACUGCAAUGUGUCCUAUAGAUAAUCAGGAAAACAAAGUAUCAAAAUAUGAAUUUUUAAAAAGGAAGAAAUCCAGAAUAGUCUUUUCUAAAGAUAAAUGAUCUGAGGGGCUUUACUAGCUCUAUAACUCUAUUAUCAGUACUGGUGUUUGCAUUGCAGGUUUAAGUCCGCCAAUAUCAUAGUGCCUUGGACCAUUAUUGUAGAAUGCUGAUAAAGGAAUAGCUUGGCGUUACAUCUCUAAUUACUUGCUCUCCAAGUAUGCUAUGAAUUUCGAUGGCUAAUUUUGGAAUAUCUUUCGUUGCAGUGAGCACGGAUAGUAUAAUCCUUCCUAUUGCCUUAAGCCACUGCUAAAAAUAUUCUGUCCUCUCCACCCCCCUAUCUAUGUAAAGGAAGAAAAUAUACUUGGUUAAACAUCUUGGCAGGACAGAUUGCCUGCCCUGUGUAUUAGGGCACAUCAGUCUAUGCAAAAUGCAGGGGGAGGGAGUUACUUCAGGGACUUUUCUGGGGGUUCAUUCCUCAUGUAAUUCUGGGGUAGAAUCCCUGGUGCUCUAGAGAGCAAGGAACCAGAGUUAAGCCUAUUGGUUUCAACUAGAGUUGAAGCCACUUAUGCCAGAUCUGUAUUCACUCUGGAACUUCAGGAAUGAAUCCUUCUCCCCCUCUUGCUGCUUCCCAGAGUUUUGGGUUGUAUUCUACCAUCACCCCUCCUCCAUUUCAUUGCACUUUUUUGCUGCUGCAGUACUUGCUUUUUGCAGAUUAUUCAAGUUUAUACUAAUUUCCAUGCAUUUCUCCUUUUUCUUCAUAGAAUUGUAAAUUUAGGUUUUCUGAUCUUACCUUCUGGAUAAGAUUUCUGUGUUUAUUCACAGUUGCAGAAAAGCACCUAGCACCUUUCAUCUCUAAAGGAGCAGUAUAUUCGCUUUGUACACAACCCCAUAGCAAUUUUAUCAUUUGAGAUCAGAGCUCAGGAAACCUAUUUUUCAAGUAUAACUCACAGAAUACCCCCAUCCAAAUGGGCAUGGAGAAUCAUGGGAGUUGUAGUAUGAAAGCCUAACUUUUCUGAGCCCUUGUUUGGAUAUAUCCUUAUAGCUUUUGUCCUUUUGCCAUUCCAUCAAUAGUGGCUUGCAGUGGUCUGAAUCUGGUUAGCAACGUCUGUCCUUAAAUAGCACUAUUCUUGAUUAUAUGACCCUGGGCAUGUUUUCUGUUCUAUUCUUAAAUGGCUUAGUUUGAGUGCCAAGGUAAUGACUUAGGAAAAGACAUUGUAGUUGGUCAAGCUCCUAACAGGAAUGUCUGUACACUUUGGAGGGUUUGAAAAGAUGAGAGAUGAGUCCUGAGUCUUGAAGGUUGCCAGGCUUGGCCACAGGUCAUGGAAUCUUACUUUUUAAAAACUUCUACUGUCAUAAUUUCCAGAAGUGCAUCUGUGCUAGGAUGUAAUUGGUUGCAUCAAAAGCUGCAAAGCAUGGCUAUCUAAACCAAUAACAAGUUUUAUUUGGUGUCAGUUCUUGUGAACUGGAUCUGAAAAGGCAGGGUGGAGUCCACAAAAGCUUACACCAAAAACAAACAAACAAAAAAACUUUUGGUUCUUAAGGUACCAUAAAACUCCCUGCUUGGUUUUGCUCUACUAUAGCUUUUCAUAUCCAUCAUCAGGAGAGUUGAAAAGCAGAUGAAAACAGUCUACCUAGUGACCCUUAACUGUGGCAAUUGACUUGUGCAUGUUGCAAAGCAAAACAAAAUAAUGCAAACAAUUAGCAUCCUCAGAACUGAAAACAAAACUACAUAUCAUUUGAGGUUUUGAACGUAGACCAUUGUUUAAAUAGUGAUAUGCUGAAAGAGUGACUGAGAAAACCAAGGGAAGGGCUGUGUCAUAAAAACAACACCAUCAUAAGAGUGUUUACUCAGAUGUAUUUAUUUAAUUUAUUUACAAUAUAUUUACCCUGCCUUUCUCUUUAAAAGAGAACCCAUUUUGUUGGACUUGCUCAGUUGUAAUGAGGUUUAGAGUGCAGCCGUCUUAGAUGUGUUGGAGAAAGAGAGAAAGCCAAGAAUAGAAGAGGGUGCAGUGUUCUAUUGUGCCCAAGGUCAAACGGGCAUAUUUAAUGUACAUUAAAUUUAAUGUACAAUUGUUUUGAUGAUCGUGUUGCAGUCCAGAUGCUAUGUCAGUAAUUUGAACCAUUAUCCCAGCAGCAGGAAACCAACACCCAGUCCUACAAACCUGGCCUCACCCAACCACAGUGCUAGAGCUAACUACCUGUACCUUUGCAGAAUGUUGUGGUGCAGAGCUGAAGCUGCAGACCACAGCAGGUGGGAAGGAGCAGAUGGUAAGACAGGAGUGUUAUGAUGAACGCUGAAAUAAGGAUGGCAGGACCUGCAGGUUUGAGGCAAGGCUGCCUCUUACCUUUAUCAUGUGAGACUUGUGAGUGCAGCAGUCCACUAACCUGUUAGCAGGUAUUAGUUAAGGUGACUAUAGGGGAGGCUAUUCAAGAUCAAGGUCAUAUUUGUACCCAUAAGGAUAGUAACUUGGCAUUCAAUAAAAAGUGGACUCAAAGGGAGGUUCAUUAUCUUGUCAUUAUAUGUUUUGGAAACAUGAGCAUUAGUCUUUAGCCAGUGGGGUGGCUACUGAGCUUCUCCCAGAGGAAUAAUACAAUAAUACUACUCAACACUACCAGCCCAGAAUGUCUUCUUGGGUAGGUGGUGUAAAAAAUGUGAAUGUACAAUCUGGAUGAGUGUUUCAUUAGCAUUCCUUAUUUUUCCUAGAUAGAGUAGGUUAGACCACUGAUUUGGAGGGCACAAUCUUAUGUAUAUUACUCAGAUUUCUAAAAUGACAACCUAGACUGGAAUAAAUAUAUGGCUGAGAGUAAUAUCUGAUGCAGGAGGGGAAAAAAAACAAAUUGGUUGUUUAAUGAGAUAUAGUUUAGUCUUUAUUUCAACCCGAUCCAGGAAGUAUAAGCUCUUAGAUCUGAUGCAAGAGGCUCUAUACAUCCUUACAGUGUCUGAUUCCUUUGUGCCUGUUAAGCACCUUUUGUGUCUCUAUCUUACACAUUUUGUGAAAGUUACUCAGGGUUCUCUGCAUGUGCACAAUGUCUCUCUUCUUUGGACUUCAUUUUAGACCCCAUGUUUCAUAGCUGAAUGUUUGACAUCUCAUUUUAUGUCCCUUAUGAGUUGUUGGUUUUUUAAAUCAAUUAAUCUGUUGCACUUAGGCCUGUAUCCUCAUUAUCUUAUGUUCAUCUGACAGUGCACAGACAUAUACCUUACAUUCUUUUGCUACUUCCUUCAGGCCUAGGUUAUGCAUGCAGCAUAAUGAGGGGGGGGGACUAGCAACAAGCAGCCUUGUUCUGUGCCCAUUCAUUGUUCCAGUCAACUAUGCCUACAUCCAUGAUACACUUUUCCACACAGCCCAAUAAUUACAGAACCUCCUGUGGCUACUGAACAUGUUCAGUCCACACUGGGGUGUUGGAGUGAGGGGUGUGUGUUCCUCCUUUAUGGUUUUUCUCCUAAAGAUUUUUUAAAAACGUCUAUAAACUUUGAGGCUCUCCUGAGUGUCCUUAUAUUUCCAUCUAUGCAUAGGUGGUGCCAUUUUAUUCACAUGUACAAUGUUAUUCACAUCUAACCACUGGAAACAGAGAGAAUGGUGAAGCAGUGGAAUUUGGAGGUGGUAUCAUGGCUUAUGCCCUUUCAAACUGUAGCUGGAAGAUUGUAUUGUGAAUGACUGAUGUGACAAACACUCUGGAAAAAGAAGGCUAGAACAGAGGCUGUGAUAAUGAACUAUAGAUAUCUAUAUAAUAGUCUUGAAAAUUUUUACUUACAGGAAAUUGUGUGAGUUUGUUUUCCUAAUCUGGAGAAGGCAUCCUCCACCUGGUUUGGUGGUGUCCAUUCUACUGUAUCAUUAUGGCCCACAUGUUGACUGGGCCUAAGAAACUAGACUGUGAGGCCAGAAACAUGACUACAGUUCGCAAGGCAGCAGAAUUCUUAUCUUCUCUGCUUCAGAGGUGAAUAAAUAAGAUAGAAAAUGUCUUCAGGGCACCCUUUGCUAGCCAAACAGCAUGUAAAUGCAGUGACUUCUUCUCCUCCCACCCAAAUGAAGGCAAACAGAUCCUGUAGACACAAAUAUCAUUCAUACUAAGUAACAACAGGGAUAACUCUAUACACUUGGAUGGGUGGCCAGUAAGUCGCCCCCUUCUCAAGUAUUUCACAGUGCUUGUCUCAGGGUAGGAAAGGCAAAUUCUCAGAUUCGCAGUGUUCCGUAUAAAUUAGUUUGAUUCUAAAAGUAGGAAAUAUUUUGAUUAUAAAAGUAGGAAGUCUAUCAGGGUCCAUCAAAAUGUCUUUUUGCCUGUUCCUGAUGAUAAGUUGAGGUAAUAGGCACUUAGGAUAUGUAUUUAUUACUAUUAAUAGUAAUAAUAAUUUGCUGGAGUAAUAUAAGGCAUUGACAUUAGUACUUUGAUAUCAUGUUUGUACAGUAUUUUGAAGAACUGGAAAUGCGCACAAAGAUGUUUUGAUAUACUCUGAAGUAUUUUUCAGAUGGGGUAGAAAAUUAGAAACAAGGUUGCUUAGGAUUUCUUUAAAAUUGUAGCAUAUGUAUUUGUAAUCAGUCCCUUUAAAGAUUAUUUGCUUUGAGUGCAAUAAAUAUAUAAUUACACAGACUAUGGUGGGCAUCACCAAUAUGUUUUGUUCUCCAAGUUCAGCCUACAUUGUGGAACUGUUACAUGUUAUACAUAGAAUAAUGUGAUUCUCAGGCAGAUAAUGCAUCAACUGCUGUUUUGUGAUUGAAUACAAGUGUCUAGGUAUCAUGGAAAUUGUCUGUAAAGUGAGCAGCAAUGAACUGUUCUGUAUGGCCACAGUAGCACCCAAAAGAGAAAAAGAAGGAAAGAAAGAAAGUAAAGAAUUUCUUCUUGAACAGAAGGAGGCUGAUUUCAUCAACUUCCAUAAUAUCAUAUCAGCUGUUAGAAUAAUGUAUAUAGAUGUACAUAUCUCUGCAGCUAUCUUCUGCAUUGUUUUCUAUAGCCUUCAUAACACUGUGGUAUACCUAGAAUGAUGUUAAAAGCAUGCAGCAUGAGGGUGUAUAAACAUGGGCAUUUUGUACAUAAAUCCACAGAUGAAAUGUGAAAGAACAGUAGCUGUUUCAAGGAAGGUCAUGCUUUGUAAUCAGAUCAUUCAUGGGUCAGCUACUGAAUGUACUGCUGAAAUCUCCUAGUCUUUCUGGAGUGUGCAAUACACUAGAGAAGGGUCCAAAAAUCUCACAACAGAUCCAGCUAGUUUUGCAAGGUCAGACUGAGGGGAGAUUGACUCUCCCCAAUCUAUUCUUCAACAAAGAAGAAAUGUAGUCAUCACCCUUCUCCAUUUUCUCAGAUAAGUGAAACAAGACCUGCCUUGGGGCUUGUGCGAAUUCUGAUCUGGAUCUGGAGUCUGCAGUUUUGGUCCCAUCACUAGUAUUUAUGUUACUAUGCAGGUGAAGCCAAAAUAUGAGCUAAGGUAUCUGUUUGUUUGCAGUGCACCCUUCAAAUUUAAACACUAUGUCUUUUUCGUACCUCUUACACCAAAGGAAGCAUCCUAUAUGCUAUUCCAUGCCACCUGAAGAAAAUGGCCUCUCAGAAGAGGGCACCAUUUCAGUGGAGCCAGAAAGGCAGCAGGCAUUACACAACAGAGCCUCAUUCAUGCUGACUACAGCAUACAGCUGCCCUCAACCAUUGGCUAAGGGUGAUGGGAGUUGUAGUCUCACAGCAUGCAUUCCCUAGCCUUACAAUAGCAUUUCCUGAAACUUAUGGGUAGGUGAUCUGUAUAAAGAGGAAUAGGGCAAAAAGAGAGGAACAGAGAGGCAUGGUAUGCAUUUAGUAGAGAGGCCUGGUGAUUUCUCAGAAGUCAGCCACACCAUUGCUCUGAGCACCAUGUCAGCAUCAUUCAUCCCAACCCCAACCAAGAUUGAGUGGGAAAGGGGACUUCCAGCAUUACUGGAAGAUCUAGAUUGCUGGCCUGCAGAUUCAUGCCUAGUGUCCCCUAAGGGGCAAAUCCACUUUCAUAACGUGCAGACUUCUAUUUCCACUCCAACUUUUAGAGCAGCCUGCUGACUCUUUGGUGGACCAAUGUUUAUCAGAUGCAUUGAAACCUACAUGUUUGUGGGCUAGAGCCUAAUCAGACGCAUGAAUCUACCAAAGUGGACAGCAGCCCACUGAAAGGAUAUGCCACAACACAUCUGUUAGUCUUGAAAGUGACUUAAGGUUCUUUUUCGUAUCCUGCAACAGAUUCCAAUAUUUAUUCUUGUAAACCAUUUCAUAUUACUUGCUUCUUGGGGCCAUAGGGUGAGGACCUCUUCCAAGCACAAACCCUUAAAUAGCCUUUCAAGGCUGAGCUGACCUGACCCAGCAGCUCAUGGUCAUGUAUAGCACAGUCCUCAAACCUUUUUUCUUCUCUUUCUUUUUGGCAAAGCACAUGUCCUGGCGGCCCUUAAGAACACCCUCCCCCCCAUACAGGACUUCAGAAUCCCUCUGUGGAGCUCUCUGUCCUGUUUUCUUAGAAUCUGAUUACGUUUUAUCUCUUUGAGAGGCCAUUUCAAGCCCCGCAGAACACCAUAAUUGUGACAAGCUUUUUAUCUUUUCAAACCUAAGGAUAGAUCUUUUUGUUGUUGUUGUUGUACAUCCCUGAAAUACUGCUUCCUUUCCUUUUUCUCAUUCCCAUGUCCCAAAGAAAAUGUCAAGGAGUGGACAUUUUAAAAGUGCUGGACCUUUCUUCUGUCCUCUGUUCUGAAGAGGCUUCUGCUUAUCAGCUUGCAGAAUUUAGAUCUUGGCUCAAUUUUAGCUAAAUUGUGCUCAUUAAUCUUAGCCCCUCAAUCUGGCCAAUGGAAGAUUUUAAGGUGAUAGCUGGCAAAUGAAUCCCUUAGUUCCCACUGAACUUCUCGGGUACAUUUUGGCUUCUAUAUGAGAUGUCUAAUGUCGUGCUAUUAAGAAUUUAAUUCCAAAAUCUAUGUGUAUGUGUAAAUAUGUAAUGAAAUUGUGCAUAUUAUUUCAAGAUUUGUAAGGCUGUUUUCUACUGAGUGCAAGGAAUGUAAUUAGCCAACUGCACCUGCUUCCCUGUUACCUGAGACAUUGCAGAUGACCUACAAAGUCAUAUUACUAAUUAUUGCUUGAAAUGUGAAAGGGAAAGGAUCCUGGAUCAAAUAAGCGUGUGUUUGCCUAAUUUGAGAGAAUCAAUAAGAAAGGGAAAUCCAAGAAAGAUUCAUAAUGAAGAUGCCAUGGAACUGAAUCUUUUGUUUCCAUGGUUACCGGAAGAAUGGGACCAAUAACGUUGAAAGGACGCUAAAGAAAGAACUCAUGAGAAUGGUGUAUCGUUUAACCAUGUAUUUGCUUGAUGAAAAUUUAGACACCAGCUGUAUCUAAAUUGCACAAUGUGUAUAGAACUUAUCAUUAUUAAUGAUGACUUACAGGAGUACUCAGCACUGACUGGAUAGUAACAGCUGAGAUAUUCCCUGUUAGUAAGAUGAAUUACCUGUACAUAAGGAUAGUUAUUUGUGUAUACGUGUAUAUACAAAUAUGCCUUGUCCAUUCCCAAAUGGGCAUUUGCUGUCUGGUUGAUCAUGUGUAUACAUAAUAAAUUCUUCAUAGAUUACCACCAAUUUUGUACAUAUCAGCACCUGUUAAAAAUAAAUAGUUAUAUUC